UUGUUAAAUUUUCCAUUUGUUACAAUAUUUAUACUUAUUAUGUUUUCUAGUAGAAUUUUUUCCUUGUGUUCUACGCAUUGAUUCGGGGCUUGACUCGGUUUGGAAGUAAAUUUAAUAAGCUUUAUUCCAAUAAUAGUGCAGAAAGGAUUAAGUGAAGAGGUUGAAUCUGCAAUUAAGUAUUUCUUGGUUCAAGCAGUAGCUUCAGCUUUACUGCUUUUAUUAGCUUCUAUAGUAUUUUGAGAGCAAGGAGAUUGAUCUAUAGUAAGAAGGAAAAUUUUUAGUAGAAGUUUUAUUAUAAUAAGUCUUCUAUUAAAAAUGGGGAUAGCACCUUUUCACUUUUGACUUCCAGGAGUAAUCAGCGGUUUGUCUUGGGUAUCUAAUUCUUUAUUAAUAACUUGACAGAAAGUUGCUCCUUUAUUUCUCAUUUGUUUUUUUUUCUAUAUCUCGUCUAUCCAAGCAAUUAUAAUGGUAUUAAUAUCAAGAUUCUUUGGAGGGGUUGGUGGACUUAAUCAAACUUCUAUUCGAGGAUUAUUAGCCUAUUCUUCAAUUCUUCAUAAUGGUUGAAUGAUCUCUGCAUCUUUAAUCAGAGUAGAAAUAUCUUUUAUUUACCUUUUUCUGUAUUCUUUAAUCUUAUUUUCCGCACUAAGUUUAUUUUUAACAGAGGAAGUUAAAAAUAGUCAACAAUUUUUAAGUAUUUUUAUAUGAAGAAAAUUCUCACGAGCGUGCUUUUGCGUAACUAUUAUUUCACUUGGGGGGAUACCCCCUUUAUUAGGAUUUUUUUCUAAGUGAUUGGUUCUUAGGAAGCUAAUUGUUAUAAAUAUUCUUUUUUUGCCUUUUAUUUUAAUUUUAGGAUCAAUAAUUAGAUUAUAUUAUUAUUUAAUUCUAGGGUUCUCUGUAAUUUUAAGGAGUUCUGUUUCUUGAAAAAAAAUGAAUAAAAAAGAAUUUUUUUUUAUUAGCAUAUUUUUAGUAUUAAAUUUAGGAGGUAUUUGUUUUAUUAAUUAUUUGGGAGCUUUAAUUUAG
Molecule: messenger RNA, 1020 nt
Organism: Liolophura sinensis
Lineage: Eukaryota; Metazoa; Mollusca; Polyplacophora; Chitonida; Chitonidae
Source: the annotation of a RefSeq genome assembly